AAUCUGUUUCCUUGGAAACUCGUCCAUUUAAACUGUCCAAAAAUGGCACAGUGGUGUCACUUGCAGUUAAAACCUGAAACAAAACUGCAGCCUACCAAAGUAAUCAUUGGCUAAUUGUGCAUCUAAAGAAAAGUACUUCUUCCAAAGGCCAUGGUGAAGGAAAAGAAAAAAGCAGACAGAAAAGGAGAUAAGUCAGUCUGCUCCCCCUCCUCUAUCUCUGAGUACCCAGAAGCUUCUAAACAUGAUGGGAAUGCCAGUAAGCAGGACGCAUCCAGUACCACCGUCCCACCGGUGGAAACGACAACCAAGCAACCAGCACCCAAAAAAGAACCCACAAAUGUAUAUCAGUCUGAAGAUGAGACCCAGUAUGAAGAGCCCAUCCUGACAAAACUCAUAGUAGAAAGCUAUGAAGGGGAGAAAGUCCGUGGACUGUAUGAAGGAGAAGGCUUUGCUGUCUUUCAAGGUGGAAAUACCUACCAUGGCAUGUUUUCAGAAGGACUGAUGCAUGGACAAGGGACUUACAUUUGGGCUGACGGGUUGAAAUAUGAGGGAGACUUUGUGAAGAACACUCCCAUGAACCACGGCGUGUACACAUGGCCAGAUGGCAGCACAUAUGAAGGAGAAGUGGUCAACGGCAUGAGGAACGGGUUUGGUAUGUUUAAGUGUGGCACACAUCCCAUGUCCUACAUCGGCCACUGGUGCCACGGCAAGAGACAUGGAAAGGGCUCCAUCUAUUACAAUCAAGAGGGAACCUCUUGGUAUGAGGGAGACUGGGUAUACAACAUCAAAAAGGGCUGGGGAAUAAGAUGCUACAAGUCAGGAAACAUGUAUGAAGGCCAGUGGGAAAACAACAUGCGCCACGGGGAAGGCAGAAUGAGAUGGCUGACAAUAAAUGAGGAGUAUACUGGCCACUGGGAGAAGGGGAUCCAGAAUGGCUUUGGAACACACACAUGGUUUCUAAAGAGAAUCCCCAACUCUCAGUAUCCUUUGAGGAAUGAAUACAUAGGAGCAUUUGUUAAUGGCUUUCGUCAUGGACACGGGAAAUUUUACUAUGCCAGUGGAGCAAUGUAUGAGGGAGAAUGGGUUUGCAACAAAAAGCAUGGCAUGGGCAGAGUAACCUUCAAGAAUGGACGUGUGUAUGAAGGCAUGUUUUCCAAUGACCACAUUGCAGAGUACUUUGAAGCUGAACCUGACUUCAUACACAGCCUGGACAGUUGGUCAGAUAUCUCCCAAAGGAGCCAGCAGAUGCAGGAAUCUUCUAUCAGUGCUGGUAGAGAGCCUGAAACCCUACGAAAGCUGGAUGGCAGUGAAAGCCAUUCUGUGUUAGGAUCGAGCAUCGAGCUGGACUUAAAUCUGUUGCUGGACAUGUACCCUGAGGAAAGACAAGAAGAAGAAAAGAAGCAGGUGGAGUUUGCAAUCCUAAGGAACAUUACCGAGCUAAGAAAGAUCUACUGCUUCUACAGCGCCCUAGGGUGUGACCACUCUCUGGAUAACACCUUUCUGAUGACAAAGCUUCACUUCUGGAGGUUUCUGAAAGACUGUAGGUUUCAUCACCACAAUAUAACUCUUGCGGAUAUGGACAGGGUUUUGAGCAUCUAUAACGGCAUACCAAUCGAAGAAAUCCACUCUCCGUUUAGAACCAUACUCUUAAGAACAUUCCUGAAUUACCUCCUGCAGCUGGCUUACCACAUCCAUCACAAAGAAUACCAGAACAGAAGCCCAUCACUCUUUCUGUGUUUCACAAAACUGAUGACUGAGAACAUUCAUCCAUAUGCCUGUCAGGUAAAAGGUCAUUUAUUCAGCGAGCAACAGCGGACGCUCUACUCAAUGAAUUAUAUUGAUAAGUGCUGGGAGAUUUACACAACCUACUGCAGACCAAAUGCAGCCCCACCCUAUGAGCUGACAAUGAAGAUGAGGCAUUUCCUCUGGAUGCUGAAAGACUUUAAGAUGAUAAAUAAGGACUUAACUGCAAUGAAAUUUAUGACUGUGAUAGCGGAGGAUAGCCCUUUCAUGUAUGAUGGAACUGACAGCAACUUUGAACUUGAGCUGGUUUUCCUGGAAUUCUUUGAAGCUCUCUUAUGUUUCUCCUUCUGCUGCAUUUUUGACCAGAUCACCAGAUCCUUUGUAAAAUUCCCAUCUGGAGAGCCUACCACAAACCGCUACAGCAGCACUCACACGAUAUUAAACCAGAGCUUCCACAGGAGCCUAAGUGUAGUCACAAGCCUUGACUCCGAGGUCCACUUCGGCAGCACCAAGUCAUCCUCAGGAGUUCUGCCUGAUGGUAGAAUCAGGCAGUCGGAGCACAAGCUCAAGUCCCUGAGUGAGGAAAAACCCUCCAAAGUGACCCUCAAGUCUCAAGGAAGAGGCCUGCUGUUUAUGUCGCCACAAGACAAAUAUGAAAAACCCAGAGAUGAGCAGAAAGAGAAAAUCAACGUGUGGGUGAACAACCUCUAUGUCUUCUUUGCGACCGUGCUCUUCAGAGCCUACAAACGUGAGGAGAUGCUCAAGGAGAAAGUGAAGGAAAACCGGCUCCAGGAAGUAGUGCUGGCUCAGCAGAGGAAGAUAGAGAACGACGAGCUAGAAGCCAGGCUGAACGUCCUACGUGAAGAAGAGGCCAAGAGACAAGACUUCGACGUUGAAAUCACUGUGCUCAAGGAGGUGCUGGAGCCUCCGGUCUCACUGCCACUCACACCCACCUCUGCUAAAGAUGAAAUGGCAUCCACCCAGAGCAGCAAGGCCAGCCCUGGCAGGAAGAAGAAGAAGUGAAGGUAAUGUGGGUCAUGGCUGAGCUGCAAGGACGAGCAGACGUGAAAGCUGUGGCUAAUGUCCCAUACAAUAAACUGUUUCAAUUUGGCUUCUGA
Molecule: messenger RNA, 2861 nt
Organism: Psammomys obesus (fat sand rat)
Lineage: Eukaryota; Metazoa; Chordata; Mammalia; Rodentia; Muridae
Gene: Rsph10b
Product: radial spoke head 10 homolog B
Exons: 20
Coding region: 151-2766 (871 amino acids)
Source: RefSeq, a predicted model, not a curated record